AGCGGUUAAGAUUUAAAUUUGACCACACGUGUAUAUAACUUUGUAACACGAUGUCUCUCUAUCUCUCUCUUCUUUGUUGAUGUGUUUAAGGUUUCUAAAUCUCAUUUUUUGUGUCUCCUUAAAAUUUUCUCAGAAACAUCUCCGUCAUUUGUUCCUUAGUUUUGUAAUCAAUCUUCACGAUUCCUCAGGCACUGUACUUGGCAAAUCUCUGUCAUUUUUUCUCCUUCAUUUUCUCUCACUCUCUCCCAAAAAUCCAGUAUCAUCAUCCAAGGUCAUAUGAGAACAGGAUUGGUGUUCUCGAACGAUCGGUGUUCUGUCUUGAAAAAGAAUGGCUUCAACGCCUUGUGCAGCAUGCAAGCUCUUGAGGCGUAAAUGCACUCAAGAAUGUGUGUUUGCGCCGUAUUUUCCACCAACUAAUCCUCAAAAGUUUAUCUUUGUUCACCGAGUCUUUGGAGCAAGCAAUGUAACCAAGAUCCUUAACGAUCUCCCACCUGAUCAACGCGAAGACACUGUUAAUUCCCUCUUUUAUGAAGCCGAAGCGCGUAUCCGUGACCCAAUCUAUGGAUGUGUUGGUCUCAUCUCUUUUUUACAACAAUACCUCAAGAAAAUCCAACAAGAUCUUGUCACUGCUAAAGAAGAGCUCGCCGGUUACAUGGGACCUGAUGCUGUGAUUCCGCCGCCUUAUCUUCCUGCUCUUGGUAACAAUCCUCCACCAAAUUUCAUGAUGUCUAUGGAAGGAAUGCCACCUGGAGUGAUCCCUCAAGGAGAACCGUUGAUGAUACGUGAACCAAACUUGUCUCAGCAACAUCAUCAACAUCAACCGCAAGACGAGCAGUUGCAAUUCAUAGCUUCUGAUGCACAGAGAAUGGCUGCAAUGAUGUUGGAUAGAGGAGAUCAACAAGGGAUGUUCAAUGGUUACGGAAUAGACAACAAUGGUUCGGUUACAGCCACGGGUUUCAACCAAAUGGAUGUGAAUGAUCAUGGCGCUAGUGGGUGGUUGUCUGGACCAUCUCUUGCUUUAGGAAGCUUUGGUGAUGCUUUUCAAAUGGGUCAAGAGACAGAACAUGGUCAUAUCAACCAUGAUCAGCUUCAGACACAGCUUAUGCUUCAGCCUCCACUACAAGAAGGUCAAGAGCAAACAGAGGAAGGACAGUUUCUGAUGCAACCAAUGGGACAAGAGAAUCUCCAUGAAGAAGAGGAAGAGGAAGAGCUUGAGCCACCGAUUAAAUGGAGGAAGUCUGAGAGCAAGGAAGCUAGUUAUUAAGACCUAAAUGCAAUAAGAAGACAACAUACAUUUUCCUUUUCUUGGAUAGUUUACGUACUUACUCUUGAGGAUCUAAUUUCUUUUUUUAAUCAAAUGGCAUUAUUCAUUUAUCACC
Arabidopsis lyrata subsp. lyrata is the source of this 1379-nucleotide messenger RNA. Its product is annotated as LOB domain-containing protein 10. NCBI's taxonomy places the organism in Eukaryota, Viridiplantae, Streptophyta, Magnoliopsida, Brassicales, Brassicaceae. Bases 329 to 1264 code for a protein of 311 amino acids. The transcript is spliced from 3 exons. The record is from RefSeq and is a predicted model, not a curated record.